AUGUAUCUUCAGUCAAGCGGCUCUUGCGGGUAUGACGUCUGGCUGGACAAGGACGAGGAAGUGGAGUUUUACACGUACUGGUCCCGCUUCACCGUCAAGCAGACGUACGACAAGCUCCAGCCGAAGAGGGUGUUCACACCACAAGUCUCCAACCAUCACUCCAGCCCCGGCGAGUGGAACACUGACAUCGCGAUACAUGGGCCGCAGAAUGCGCGGCACGGGUGGCAAUGGUACGAGAUGGGGUUCUUCGCAUGCUAG
Macroventuria anomochaeta is the source of this 258-nucleotide messenger RNA. RefSeq lists its product as uncharacterized. Lineage: Eukaryota; Fungi; Ascomycota; Dothideomycetes; Pleosporales; Didymellaceae. The record is from RefSeq and is a predicted model, not a curated record. The transcript has 2 exons. Bases 1 to 258 code for a protein of 85 amino acids.